AUGACCCCUCCGACUAGCGUUCUCCCGCAACGCUGGGCGAGGAAUGAUAUCGACGGAGACGGAGCUUUCAAAUUUGAUUGGGAAGUCAUAAAACGUUUUGCGACCAGCGCCAGGCGGGCAGCCGAAGGGGUUGAUUGCCCAUGCCAGCUUUCUACCGAGUACAACUACGGUGAUAACCAUGUUGUCCGACGGGUCGACUUUGAGGACAACCGCCGGUGGCUUGUCUGGGUCCAAUGCACGCUCCUAACGCCCGAAAUCUCGCCAGAAGUUACGGAACGAGGUCGACACCCUGCUAGUGAGAUCAAUGUCCAACAUCCCCGUUCCAGAAGUCCUCGCCUACGAUACGAUUGGGGGGUUCCCUCCGGUGCUGCUUUUAUGUUGAUGGAGUUCGUGCCGCGCGAUACGGCCACGGACCUGACGCCUUCCGUAUUCAAGAACAAGUUUUAUGCGGCGGUGGCCGACAUACAGGCUCAGAUGGCGUCAAUACGCUUCCCCAAGAUUGGCACCAUUGUCUUCCGCGAGGGGGUGUUUGAAUUGGCCCCAUGCCAGAUGUCGGAGGCCCGUUCGACACCGCAGCUGAAUACUUCGUCGCUUGGGCCAGGACAGCCAAGUUUCCUUACGAUAUGUACUCAGACGCCGAUUUCAAAGACAUGCUCGAUGAUCUGCCAGGACUGUUCGUGGGCGAAGCUCUUGAAUCGCUAG
Messenger RNA from Chaetomium strumarium, 702 nucleotides. RefSeq lists its product as uncharacterized. The transcript has a single exon. The record is from RefSeq and is a predicted model, not a curated record. NCBI's taxonomy places the organism in Eukaryota, Fungi, Ascomycota, Sordariomycetes, Sordariales, Chaetomiaceae. The coding region runs from base 1 to 702 and encodes 233 amino acids.